Onthophagus taurus is the source of this 691-nucleotide messenger RNA. Its product is annotated as mitochondrial import inner membrane translocase subunit TIM14. The record is from RefSeq and is a predicted model, not a curated record. Gene Ontology annotation, biological process: protein import into mitochondrial matrix. NCBI's taxonomy places the organism in Eukaryota, Metazoa, Arthropoda, Insecta, Coleoptera, Scarabaeidae. Gene Ontology annotation, molecular function: ATPase activator activity. Gene Ontology annotation, cellular component: PAM complex, Tim23 associated import motor.
UAAUAACCUCAAAAAUUAUAAAGUUUAACUUUUAAUUCAAACUUAAAAAAAAACCACCAAAUCAUUAAAUAAAUCCCCAAUCUAAAUUUGAUGUCCAAUAUUUAUUAAUUAUCUAUAAAUACUUAUUGUAAAUUCCCAAGAAUUUUACUUUUCAACGUCACGUUGUGAGAACAUAACCUAUACAAAGUUUUAAAAAUAACAAACCUUUAAUAUACGAUAAAGGUGACCCAAAUCCUCCAGAAAUACCCUAAAUAAAAAUGACUGCUGGAGUAAUUUUAGCAGGAUUAGGCCUUGCAGCCGUAGGUUUUGCUGGUAGAUAUGCAUUAAGACAACUACCCAAUGUUACAAAAACCGUUAAUGAAGCUAUGAAAAAUUUACCGAAAUUCGAUAUGGAAAAUAUGGCAAAUUCAAAAUAUUAUAAAGGCGGUUUUGAUCCAAAAAUGAAUCGACGAGAAGCUGCUCUAAUUUUGGGUAUAAGCCCAUCUGCUAGUAAACAAAAAGUUAAAGAUGCUUUUAAAAAAGUUAUGGCUGUUAAUCAUCCAGAUCGAGGUGGUUCUCCAUACAUAGCAUCGAAAAUUAAUGAAGCAAAAGAUUUUCUUGAGAAGCACUCUCAUUAAGAAAAUAUUAAAACAAAUUAGAAUUUUUUUUAAAGGUUUAUUAUUAAUAAUAAUAAAUGUGAUAUAAUAUAUAA